UAAUCUCAACGAACACUUGAUAUCAUGAUGUCAUUUUCAGUCAUUGAUAUGCUGAAUUUUUACACGUCAGCUGUAUGAUAGUAUACGCUCACAAUCGGUACAAAAAUAAAAACAUCAACGUGACUCAAUUUUAUCUUGGCGAUAAUCUCUUGUGAACUAAACCGAGUCGAUCGCUACGGGUGAUUCAAGAUUACUUCUCAUUAUUGAUAUUCAAGCUUUCGGCGAGCAAGUAGAACGGACGUUUUAGAAUGGGAUUAGAAAAAUUCUCGCUGGUCUUAGACCGUCCCGUAUAUUACGCGGGACAAACAAUUUGCGGCCAAUUAAUCGUAGCCGUUAACAAACCGAUGUCCAUGCGAGCAAUCCACGUGAGGUAUUCCGGACUAGGCAGAGUUCGGUGGACCGAAAAUCGUCGAGUUAAUAACAAAAACAUCACAGUGACAUACCAAGACGAAGAAAGCUACUUAGAGCUGCAGCAGUUGGUGUUCGGAAAUAGCAACGGUAACAACGAACUUGCAACAGGGGAACAUGUAUUUCUAUUCCAAUGUACAUUGCCCGUGAAUGUGCCGAGCAGUUUCGAAGGACAUUACGGUCGGAUAAGGUACUCGAUAAAGGCAACGAUAGAUUUACCCUGGAUGACUGACCACGUUGUAAGAGUUCCUCUCACUGUAAUCUCCGUUAUGGACCUCAACCUUAAUCCUAUGGCUAUGGUUCCGAUAUCAGAACAAAGCAGCAAGACUUUUUGGGGUCAUUCAAGGACGCCGCUUUACAUGACGGUGAGUUUACCUGUCCGCGGUUACGUUCCUGGACAAGUGAUUCCCGUCAAAGUUUUAUUGAACAACGAAUCCAAAGUUCAGAUGAAGUCCAUCUGCAUCAGUCUCAAACAGAACUCGGUGUAUCGCGCGGCUUCUAAAUCAAGGACUAGCAAGAUGUCCAUUAUCAGAAACGAGUUUCCGGUUGCCGUCGGUUUUGGUAUAGAGGAAUUUCAUUUCAACAUUCCACUACCAGCCUUGCCGCCUUCUUACUUGACAUUCUGCAGAAUCAUCGACAUAAAUUACCAACUGAACGUCACGGCGAAACCAAAAAGUUGGUAUCACAGAGAUCACAAAGUCCCGAAUGAAAUAAUCGUCGGAAAUAUCCCCCUAAUGAUGUACCAGGUUCCAAUUUCUGGUCACCGAUUUGUCCCGAACGCUCCACAACCUGAGGAAGCUAAUCAAGACGAGUUUUCACCCCCGAAUUAUGGUUUUGUUAAUCCGACAGAAUGGGGCUACAAUGAUUUACCACCACCAACUUACGAACAGUGCAUGCACCGCGGAAAAUCUGCGGGUAACGAUCCUGGAAACCAGGCGGACAGCGAUGGCGAAGAAAGCGGAUUUUCCCCGCUCUACCCUAUCUACAAAUUCAAGCCUGAAUUGGCAGUAGGCGUUGUGGUGUUCGUUACCAAAAUAAAAAUUCGAUCACUUGAUUCUGUAGUGCUACUGCUCUUGACUACGAGAGACAUGGUGCUCGACACAUUCAGACUUAUUUUGGAUCACCCUGUUUAUUAUGGCGGACAAACUAUAGCGGGGAAAUUAGUAAUAAAUAACGACAAACCGUUGCAGAUGAGAGCGAUUUCCCUGAAAUUCUUUGGAGAAUGCGAUAUACAUUGGUCUGAAGGAGGAGGUAAUAACAGAAGACAUUACAACAAUAAAGAGAAAUACAUGGAUGUGGAUCAACUAGUAUUCGGAGGUGGAGAUCAUGAUGAGGACUGCGAACUUUUGGAAGGCCAGCAUGUCUUUCUAUUCAAUCAUCUUCUGCCGUUAAACUUGCCUAGUAGCUUUGAAGGAAGAGAUGGCCACAUAAGAUAUUAUGUCAAGGCUACAAUCAAAAGGAAUUGGAAAUUAAACUUCUCUACGACCGAACCUUUUACCGUGCUGGAGGUUCUAGAUCUGAACACGAGUCCCCUUGCAGCGUCACCAAUAAUAGAACAAGCGAGCAAAACUUUCUGGGGGGAUCCGAACCCUUUUUCAAUGUCGGUGGAAAUUCCGGUUCAAGGUUUUGUUCCCGGUCAAACGAUUCCGAUAAAAGUCACUCUGAAUAAUGAGAGCGAUGUACGAGUCGGAGAGGUUGUUGUAGCUUUCAAUCAGGUCGCUACAUUUCAUACGAAAGUGCGUUCGAGGGACCACAAAAAAUGCAUCUUCAAGAAUGAGCAACGGAUUCAGAACAGCCGCGGGCGAGAAGAGAUAUCAUUGAACCCGAUUCUCCCGGCGUUGCCACCCUCCAAUCUGGAGUUUUGUAAAAUAUUGGACCUAGAGUACAAGAUCGACGUUACUGCCAAAGUCAAUGCUUGGUAUCACAGAAAUCUUACUGUCCCUGUGAAACUGAUUGUCGGAAAUGUACCACUUUUGAGCUACCAGGCCACGCGGCCGUUGCCCAUUGGAUUCACCGUACCUCAAUUGGAUCAAAUACCUCCAGAUUCGGAGAAUUACAGUUCACCGGAUUAUUUACCACCCACCUACAAUAUGGUCAUCCCACCAUUUUGCGCGACGUAUGGACAACAGUUUCCACUACCGACCUACGAACAAAGCGUAGCACAUGGAGAAAUACCAAAGGAGCAAGAAAAAAAUCACUCCAACAAUGACGGAGUGACGAAAAAAUUUAUACCUCUUUAUCCUUUCUUUAGAUUGGAAAACGUCAGUGGAGCUGAUAUUCAGCCGUGAACUGAAUUUCAUGUCGUUUUUUUCAUCGGCGUGUUGACUGUUCGUAUUGAUAUUGAUUAUCGUAUGUUAAUUAUGUUUAAUAAAGUUAUUUUUUUGAUAGUUGUAA
Molecule: messenger RNA, 2802 nt
Organism: Athalia rosae (coleseed sawfly)
Lineage: Eukaryota; Metazoa; Arthropoda; Insecta; Hymenoptera; Athaliidae
Exons: 12
Coding region: 249-2696 (815 amino acids)
Biological process (GO): protein transport
Cellular component (GO): cytoplasm
Source: RefSeq, a predicted model, not a curated record